AAUUUUGAUACUUUUCCUCCACCAUAAAGUGGAGGUUGCUGCGGAUUCAUAUUAGAUUAAGUUCUUUGCGUAAUUUUUGUUAGUUGAUAUAUAUAUAAAAAGAAAAUAACUUACAACUACGCUAUUAGAGCUGACAAAUUGAAUUACACAAUAAUAUUUUUUUACACGAUGUAAAGCCAAAAAUUGUGCACUAGUUUAGUAGUUUUGCAACACUAUGCUGUCUAUAUCAGCUGAUUGUAUAUGUGUAAUAAAAUAUCAAAUAACAAAUAUUAGGUGAAUGUUAUUUUUUGUUUUAUGUUUUUGAUUUUCCGUUCGGAAUAUUAUAAAAAAAAAUCUAAUCAAUUAAUAAAAUAACACCGCGGGCGCGAUAUUUCGGCACUUUCGGCAAGUUCUUUAACUAAUUAUGAUAUUAUAUUAUAUUUUUUGGUACUUUCGCAUUUAAUGACAAGUCUUUUACUAGGUUUCACUUCGAAAAAACACGGAGCGCAUCACGAACGCGACUUACUUUUUCAAACACACAAAGAGAUUUCUUACGCAAAAUGCAUCUAUCUCUUCUAGUCGUUCUAUUAAAUGCCAUAUCCUUUUUUAUCAUAAGUGGUAUUAUGCAUUUUGAGGAUCAUGCUAUCAUAAAAAACGGCAAAAGUAAAAAACACGAGAAACUCUUCUGGUACACGGAGAUAGUUCUAUGUUUGAUCAGUAUUGUUGCUAAGUGCUUUCUUACCUAUGUGGUCCUAGAGCUUUUGGAUUGCUUAGUAGCUUGGCUGGUGUUACGUUACAAGAGAGUACGUGGACGUAUUGUCUAUGUUGCCGCUGUUCAAAGAAUGGACAACGUGGCUUCGUAAGAAGGCUUGGAGUAGCAUAAAGUUUGCUGUUUAGAGUGCACGCCGAACAAAUAAUUCGAAAGCUAUUCCUUUAAAACCAAUAUCUUUUCUAACAUUUUUGUUUUUAUCACGUGAUGUUAUUGUU
Molecule: messenger RNA, 966 nt
Organism: Teleopsis dalmanni
Lineage: Eukaryota; Metazoa; Arthropoda; Insecta; Diptera; Diopsidae
Exons: 3
Coding region: 540-842 (100 amino acids)
Source: RefSeq, a predicted model, not a curated record